This is a messenger RNA of Candidula unifasciata, 1002 nucleotides long. Lineage: Eukaryota; Metazoa; Mollusca; Gastropoda; Stylommatophora; Geomitridae. The record is from the annotation of a GenBank genome assembly.
AUGGUUGAUGAUGCUCGAUUUGCCUUUAUUGUGGAAUGGUAUGAGGAAAUUGCUGCGCGUACUAGAACAUUCCAGUUUUUCUACUAUUCCAAAAGCAAAAGUAUUGAAAUGUUCGACAUAAAAACCAGAAAAAUGUUUCUGAAGACAAACUUGUCAGCCUGCCCCAUUGAGCUCCAAGAUCUUUACAUUGGUGCUUCUAUCAAUGUCCUUGGCCGGCAACUAAAAAUUGUGGAAUAUGGGGAUGAGUUCACAAAGAGAAAGCUUAUGAGCAGACUUGAGAGAACACUGGGUUUCAUCAAGCCAGACUCCCUGGACAAAAUGGGGGAUAUCAUAGAUGCCAUCUAUGACCGUGGGCUCAACAUUGCCAAACUAAGGAUGUGUCGGAUUGGCCAGAGUGAUGCAUUCAGAUUUUACCAGGAUCAGACAGAUCUGGGGGCCAUGAACGCUAAGGUGAACUUUUUGACUAGUGGUCCUGUACUAGCCUUUGAACUUGUGGGUGACAAUGCAGUUCAGCGAUGGCAGGAGAUGAUUGGACCAACAGACCCAGCCAAGGCAAGAGCUGAAGCCGCUUCUUCUCUGAGGGCACGGUUUGGAAAAGACAACCUCCACAAUGCAGUUCAUGGAGCAGAUGGCCCCUCCUCAGCGGCGAGAGAGAUUGAGUUCUUCUUCCCAUCAUCCCAGAAGCAGGUGUUCACCAACUGUGUGCUGGGAUCAGGCUCCACUUGUUGUGUUGUCAAACCUCAUGCCAUAAAAGCUGGAAACGCAGGGAAAAUCAUUAAUGCCAUUCAAGAUGCUGGGUUCACAGUGAACACAAUUCAGAUGUUCACACUUGACAAAGCCAACGCUGAAGAAUUCUAUGAGGUCUAUAAAGGGGUGGUACAUGAGUACCCAGGCAUGGUCAAUGAGCUCGCCUCUGGCCCAGUCAUCGCCAUGGAGAUUACAGGAAAGAACUCUGAGCAGGUCCCCAUGGCCUUCCGAGAACUCUGCGGUCCAAUGGAUCCC